AACCCCUCGAUAAUGUAUGUCAUUUGAUUCAUUCUGAAAGACUGUACUUGUAAUAGAUAAUUGGGCCUUAUGCAAGCUGACGAAUUGCUUGUUGAAGGUAAAGAAAAAAAUACGGGCGUAUUAAUUUCUCAGUAAAGAGGCCUUUAACUAAAUUGCCCUCGUGGAUCGCGCGCCUGUGUUAAAAUUUAUGUGGUCGAGUGACGAAGGAGUCACAAAGCAACUUUUCUUCGAAACUGCACCACCAGAGAGGAUCUGAAUAUGACCGGAAGGGCACGAGCUAGAUCAAGGGGCAGAGCACGCGGUCAAGAGACUGCGGCACCUGGAGCGAGCAAGGCCCGAGAGAUUCCCCCACCUGCAGAGGGGGAGCUGGUUGGUAGAGGGAGGCAGAAAGGGGCUCCAGGAGCUUUUUCUGCCGAAGCUGUUCUUCAGAUUUCAGCCGGCUUUCAGCAGGUGAAGCUGGGAGAAAGAGGUGGACGCCGCAGAGAUUUUAAUGAUGCAGGGGUUAACACCAGGCAGGCUAUGGAGCAUGUUAAGGACUCAAAGUGUGGAACAUCCGGGAAUCCCAUUCAGCUGACGGCAAACUUCUUUCGAAUAGUGUCCCGCCCUCAGUGGGUGCUGUUUCAGUACCAUGUGGACUACAACCCACCAAUGGAGUCUCGUCGUCUGAGAUGUGCCCUCCUCUUUCAGCAUGACGAAACACUUGGCACAGCACGGAGCUUUGAUGGCGCUCUGCUCUUUUUGCCUCACAGAAUGCACAACAAGGAGACAGUGCUCCACAGCGAGACAAGGAACGGAGAGAAGGUUAAGAUAACUGUCACCCUGACGAAUGAACUGCCACCUACUUCACCAGUGUGCAUUCAGUUCUACAACAUCGUUUUCAGAAGGAUCCUGAGAAUGCUCAACAUGCAGCAGAUUGGGCGCAACUACUACAACCCCGAUGAUCCACUCAACAUUCCGCAGCACAGGCUGACCAUCUGGCCGGGCUACACCAACACCAUUCUGCACUACGAGAGAUCCAUCAUGCUGUGCACUGACGUGAGCCACAAGGUGCUGCGUAGUGAGACUGUCCUUGAGUUCAUGGCCGGCCUGAGGCAGAGGUGUGGAGAGCAGCGCUUCCCUGAGGCCUGCUCCAAGGAGCUGAUUGGACUCAUAGUCCUCACAAAGUACAACAACAAGACCUACAGGGUUGAUGAGAUUGCAUGGGAUCACACCCCCAACAACACAUUCACGAGGAGAGACAAAGAAAUCUCCUUCAAGAACUACUAUAAGGAUCAAUAUGGCCUGGACGUCACUGAUGGGAACCAGGUGCUGCUAGUCAGCCAUGUGAAGAGGAUGGGUCCUGCUGGAGGUCCUCCUCCAGGCCCGGCUAUGCUCGUCCCAGAGUUGUGCUACCUUACAGGCUUGACUGACAAGAUGCGAUCAGACUUCAACAUCAUGAAGGACUUGAGCACCCACACCAGAUUGUCCCCAGAGCAGAGGGAGGGACGCCUCAACAGAUUUGUCUCUCAAAUACAGAAGAAUGCUGACGCACAGGCGGAGUUGGAUAAGUGGGGACUCAACUUUGAUAAGGAACUCCUAAGACUGACUGGCAGAGUCCUCCCAGCGGAGAGGAUUUUCCAGGGUUCAAAAUCGUACGAGUACAGCCCCUGGGCAGCUGAUUGGUCCAAAGAGAUGCGUGGGGCGCCUCUGAUCUAUGCUCCUCCACUGGAGAACUGGCUAUUGUUUCACACCCGUCGCAACAGCAACGAAGCCCAGUCCCUCCUGCAGACCCUCAACCGAGUCUCGGGUCCACUUGGUAUCCGUAUUCAGAGAGCUGUCAUGAUCGAGUAUGAUGAUCAUCAGGAGUCUCUCCUCAGAGCCCUGCAGCAAAAUGUUGGACCUCAAGUAACCAUGGUGGUGGUGGUCCUCUCCAGCAACAGGAAGGACAAGUACGACAGUGUCAAGAAGUACCUUUGUGUGGACUGCCCCACUCCCAGCCAGUGUGUGGUUUCCCGUACCCUCAGCCGGCCUCAGGCACUCAUGACUGUGGCUACCAAGAUUGCUCUGCAGAUGGCCUGCAAGAUGGGAGGAGAGCUGUGGAGUGUGGAAAUCCCCCUCAAACAGCUGAUGAUUGUGGGCAUUGACUGCUACCACGACACCAUUGCUGGGAAAAGAUCCAUCGGAGCUCUAGUUGCCAGCCUCAACCCGACCAUGAGCAGGUGGUUCUCAAAGUGUGUGCUGCAGCACAAAGGCCAGGAAAUCAUGGAUGGACUGAAGAUGGCCUUAAGUGCUGCACUGAAAGACUACCUGAAGUUCAACAACUGCCUGCCUUCACGCAUCAUUGUGUACCGUGAUGGAGUGGGAGACGGUCAGCUGCAGAGCGUGGUCAACUAUGAGGUCGCACAGAUCAUGGACUCCAUCAAGUCCAUGGGCCACGACUACAUGCCCAAGCUCAGUGUGGUGGUGGUGAAGAAGCGCAUCAGCAGCAGGUUUUUCGCCCAAAUCAGUGGAAAGGUGUCCAACCCUCCUCCAGGCACCAUCAUUGACUCGGAGGUCACCCGUCCCGAGUGGUAUGACUUCUACAUCGUGAGCCAGGCUGUCCGCACUGGAUGCGUCUCUCCGACCCAUUACAAUGUUGUGUACGACACCAGCGGACUGAAGCCCGAUCACAUGCAGCGGCUUACCUACAAGCUGUGCCACAUGUACUACAACUGGCAGGGCAUCAUCAGAGUGCCCGCUCCCUGCCAGUACGCCCACAAGCUGGCUUUUCUUGUGGGUCAGAGCAUCCACAGGGAGCCCAACAUGAAACUGGACGACUACCUGUUUUACCUCUGAGGAUAAAAAGACGAGCAACUUGUUUGGCUCUUGACUCCUAAGUUACAUUGUGACGAACCAUAUGUAAAACUUCUGUUGCAAAAGUUCUUUUAAGUUUACAUUUUGCCAAAGAGUUUGUUUGCAUUUCUAGUGUCAGCCCUGUGUAUUGAGUUAUGCAGUUAAAGAGAUUCAUCUUGCAAAUUGAAGUCAAUUUGGAGAUCAAGAGAUAGCACAUAUGCUAAAAUGAUCAAUAGUGCACCCCGUCUACAGUACGAAAUAAACCUGGUGUUUUCAAAGUAAAGUAGAUAAUGUUCAGAGUAAAGUGUCAUAAGUAACAUUAAUCUUUGAGUUAAUCCAAGUUGAACCUGAGAUAUACUUAAUAUUUUAAUUUUAUAUUAACCAAUAUAAGUUAAUGUUGGCUUUUCUUUUGAGAAAGGAAAAUAUCUAAGCAAAGUUUGUUUCAUUGGGGAAUCUAAAUUCUUUUUUAUAAUCUCUAUUAUAUAAGUGAAUCUCCUGGUGUUGGUAGAUUAUUUGUAUUAAUGGCUGUUUUCCAGUGUGGGGAGAAAAAAAUGCUGUACAAUGUUACAUUUUUGUUUAACGGUUCAUAUGGAUCAACAUCUAGGUACUGUUAUUGCUGUUACAUAUGGUUUGAAUAAAUAUUUGUGUGGUA
Centropristis striata (black sea bass) is the source of this 3463-nucleotide messenger RNA. It is a transcript of the gene piwil1, whose product is annotated as piwi-like RNA-mediated gene silencing 1. Lineage: Eukaryota; Metazoa; Chordata; Actinopteri; Perciformes; Serranidae. The transcript is spliced from 21 exons. Gene Ontology annotation, cellular component: P granule. Bases 259 to 2814 code for a protein of 851 amino acids. Gene Ontology annotation, biological process: regulatory ncRNA-mediated gene silencing. The record is from RefSeq and is a predicted model, not a curated record. Gene Ontology annotation, molecular function: piRNA binding; protein binding.